GUUAUACACCUGACCAUGGAAAGGUUGGCCAUUUGCUUGCUGAUGAUAAGCACAUCUCUGAAGGCCAUGAUGUGUCCCAAGAGAUGCUCGUGCCAAAACGUGUCUCCAUCUUUCACCAUCCUCUGCACCAAGACCGGCCUUCUGUUUGUGCCGCCCACCAUCGACAGGAGGACGGCAGAGCUGAGACUCAUGGACAAUUUCAUAACCACCCUUAGAAAAAAAGACUUCGCUAACAUGACGGAACUCAUUCACUUAACUCUUUCCAGGAACACCAUCAGUCAGCUCAUGCCUUACGCGUUCUACGAUCUCAAGGGCCUCCACGCCUUGCACUUGGAUAGUAACAGGUUGACUUCUAUCAACGAAGAACAUUUUAAGGGUCUUUUUAACCUCCGACAUUUGAUCUUGAGCAACAAUCAGCUACAUUACAUUGCUCCAGGAUCAUUUGAUGAUUUCAUAGACACGCUGGAAGAUCUAGACUUAUCCUAUAACAAUCUAGUGAAUAUACCCUGGGAGACCAUUGGUAGACUUUCGAGCGUCAACACGGUGGGGUUAGAUCACAACCUCAUCGAUUAUGUUCCUGAAGGGAUUUUCUCUAACCUACACAAGCUGGCUCGAUUGGACAUGACCUCCAACAAGCUGAAGAAGAUCCCCCCUGACCCUUUGUUUUCUAGAAUUCCUGUGUAUGCCAAAUCUAAAGGUUCCCCGCUGACCUCGCUGGUUCUCAGCUUUGGUGGGAACCCACUUCAUUGCAACUGUGAGCUGAUGUGGCUUAGACGUCUAACCAGAGAAGAUGACCUGGAAACUUGUGCUUCGCCUGCGGAACUGAUGGGCAAGUAUUUCUGGUCUAUAAAAGAAGAGGAGUUUGUGUGCGAAUCGCCCAUGAUAACGCAUCGAACUUCUAAGCAGGUGGUCAUGGAGGGUCAAAGUGUCUCACUGAAGUGCAAAGCCGUCGGAGAUCCCGAUCCCUACGUGCGAUGGAUUUCACCUGAUGGGAAGUUGGUCUCAAAUAGCAGUAGGACUAUUUCAUACGAUAACGGGACUCUGGAUAUCCUGACUACCCUCUACGCCGACCGUGGAAACUUCACCUGCAUUGCAUCGAAUCCCGCAGGGGAAUCGACGGCCAACAUGGAACUCAUUGUCAACCCAUUCCCUAAUCUCGCCAACAGCACGAGCUGCGAUAAGGAAGGGGAGUCAGGGCUUUCAGAUAUACUGACGCCUGCCAAGUCCAAUGAAACUAAAACUCUCCACGAUAAGAAGGUUGUGGUUGCAGAGCUGACCUCAUCUUCCGCUCUUAUCCAGUGGCCUCCCCAGAGUCACAUCCCCGGCAUAAGGAUGUACCAGAUUCAGUACAACAGCUCGUCGGACGACAUCCUUAUUUACAGAAUGAUUCCCUCGUCGAGCAAGUCGUUUUUUCUGAGCGACCUGGUGUCCUCGCGCAGCUACGAUCUCUGCGUCCUCGCCGUGUACGACGACGGGACGACGGCCUUAACCGCAACCAGGGUGAUCGGGUGCGUCCAGUUCACGACCGAGCAGGAGUACAAGCAGUGCCGGUCUCUCCACGCCCAGUUCCUUGGUGGAACCAUGAUCAUCAUCAUCGGCGGCAUCAUCGUGGCCUCUGUUUUGGUCUUUAUCUUCAUCCUGCUCAUGAAGUACAAAGUCUACAACAACCACCCCAAAGCAAAACCGGCCAAGGUGACCAACGUGUGCUCUCAGACCAACGGCAGCCAAAGCGGGACGAUGGGACGUUCCUCAUCCAAGCUCAACGAGAGGAGAGACAGCGUCCUGCAGGACAUCUCAGGAACGUCUGUUAAAGGCAGAACCAUAGUUGACCUCACCCCAGAAGGUGAAAAGCUGACUGCGUGCGACACCACCUUUAUAACAAACGACGUUCUGUCGCACUAGCAGAACACACCGCUCGCUGGGGUAAACGUACGCACCUCCGGUAAAGACGUCCACCAGGAGCCAUUGGCGGUGGCACGGUCGAAGACAUUUCAAUGCAAGAAGCCGCAUUUGCGGGUUUCACGCCUACUGUCUAUUUUUAAGAACAAAUGGUUACAACGACAAAAAAAAAAAAGCUAUUUUUUUAAUCUGUAAAAAUGGUAACUGCAUUCUUAACUAUUUUUGGUUCAAUAUUAUUAAACAUAAAGUGUGUGAUUUACAAA
Messenger RNA from Spea bombifrons (plains spadefoot toad), 2162 nucleotides. RefSeq names its product leucine-rich repeat and fibronectin type III domain-containing protein 1-like protein. The transcript has 2 exons. The record is from RefSeq and is a predicted model, not a curated record. Lineage: Eukaryota; Metazoa; Chordata; Amphibia; Anura; Pelobatidae. The coding region runs from base 16 to 1902 and encodes 628 amino acids. Gene Ontology annotation, molecular function: protein binding.